AUGGAUGUCCUAAAGCAGGUGUCUGUUGGUGAUUUUCUACAUGUAAAUGUUUAUACAAGCGCAAAUAAAAAGAAGAUUUCUUUUUAUGUAUGUAAAGCUUUGUCUGAUAUUGAUGAAGACGGUGAAGUUAAAGUUGUGUUCCUCCGAGCUGUGACUAAGGAUGCAAAAAGAUUUCGAAUAGAGGAAACGGAUAUCAGCUACGUUGAUUAUGAAGACAUUAUAACUAUCUUACCAACUCCUGCAAUUGUAAAAAGAGGACACCGAAUUUACUACGAAUUUAAGACUGCAAUCAAUAUUUUCGAAAAAUAA
Molecule: messenger RNA, 309 nt
Organism: Diatraea saccharalis (sugarcane borer)
Lineage: Eukaryota; Metazoa; Arthropoda; Insecta; Lepidoptera; Crambidae
Source: the annotation of a GenBank genome assembly